UGGCACGGCUGCGGGGAAACACCUGAGUGAUGACACCGCGACUGUGUCGUAAUAUUGUUAUUGUAUAUAAAUAUAUUAUGUACAUAUGUACAAAAAAUGUUUACAGAAAUAGUACCCUUAUCAACGUCGCGACAACAUUAACAAGCUAUACUAGUUUCCUAGAAAGAUUAUCGGUUAUUUCCAUCUUAAAUGGUAUAGCCACUAUUUUUGCUAUUGAGCAGAGUUAGUUGCUAGAGUAGCUUUAUGCCAGUUUUUUAUUUUUGUGAUCAAAGACAUGUUUUCUCAGAAAAAUAAAAAAGGACAAAGUUCGUUGCUGUCUUACUUUAGCUCAGACCCUGCGAGUAAGAAGAAACGGUUAGAAGAUGAACCAUUUGAUGGAGUUGCUUUGGAACAUCAACCAGAAGUAGAAGAUGUAUUAGGCUUAUCAGUCGCUCUCUCAACCACAACUUCUAAGGGUAAUUCUCCUUCAAAUGAAAUACAGAGGCUCAGGUCUUCCUCCAGUACAACUCACCAAUUAAUAAUUGGUCCAAUUAAUAAACGAGAUCCUACUCAUGGACCAGGUACGGCCAAGACAUAUUUUAAGGAAGGUUCAUUUCAACCACAGGAUUUAAAUUUCCCUCAAGUGGACGGUAGGAAAUUUAGGCCAGAGUGGUAUAAAAUAUUUUCUUGGCUGGAAUACAGUAUUUUAACAGAUAAAGCGUUCUGUUUUGUCUGCCGUUUGUUUUACAACUCUGAAGAAAAUAAUGCAGAAGAUGUAUUUACCCUCACUGGAUUUUCCAAAUGGAAGAAAGCUGUAAACGCGUUUAAGAAACACGAGAAUAGCAGCUCACAUAGAAUUAGUAACAUUAAACUCAAUUCUCUAAAAGAAGCAGACAAAAGUGGCACUGUUAUAGAAAAAGUACAUUAGCAGUAUUCAGAAGAAGUAAAAGAAAACAGAUUGUACCUAGAAGCUUUGUGUGAAUCGCUGAUAUUUUGUGGUAGGCAAUCUAUUGCUUUGCGAGGUCAUGACGAAUCUACAGAUUCGAAGAAUAGAGGAAACUUUUUGGAGCUUAUGAAGCUUCGUUCUAUAGAUAACUGUGUAAUAAAAAAAUUCUUCAUGAAUAAUCAAAAAAAAUUUCAGUAUACCUCACCGACUUUCCAGAAUGAGCUAUUGUCAAUUAUUGGGGAACAAAUUAAAAUGCACAUUGCCAAAGAAGUUAAAGAGGCAAAGAUUUUUGCCAUUAUAGCAGAUGAGACUCAAAACAUAGCAAAACACGAACAAGUAGCUAUUGUCUUAAGGUAUGUUAAUGACAAGUUAGAAAUUCAUGAGUCAUUUGUAGGAUUUUACCGUACUAAAAGAGCUGACGGCGUUUCACUGGCCAAUGAACUGAAGAAUGUUUUGAUUUCGCUGGACUUGAACCUAAAAUACCUACGUGCUCAGUGCUAUGAUGGCGCCUCAAACAUGAGAGGCCCAUAUAAAGGAGUGGCAGCUAUAAUUAUGCAAGAAGCUCCAAUGGCAAUGUACAUUCACUGCAACGCGCAUAUAUUGAACUUGUGCAUUGUAAGCUGUUGCACUCGUAUUACUUCAAUAUGAAACACGUUCUUUGUACUUCAAAGUCUUUAUAACUUCAUUGCGAAAUCAACUAAACGACAUGCUGUUUUUGAAGAAAUUCAAAAAACUUUUCAAAGCCAUGAUGGUGGAACAGUAACAUUAAAAUCUUUAAGUGACACUCGAUGGGCUUGUCGUGUCGAAGCCGUACGCUCUCUACUAGAUAAUUUUGAUGCCACUCUUGCAACUUUACGGGAGAUUUCCGAAAAAGACAAUGAUAGUGGUGGACAAGCCAAUGCGUUAUUGAAAAAUAUUGAGGACUUUAACUUUGUAUUUGACCUUUUAUUGCUCAAAAGAGUUCUAUCCCAAUGUGAUGUACUGUCAAAAACACUUCAGUCAAGUAGUGUGACUUAUGAAAUUGUGAAAUCUGUAAAAAACAGCACUCUUGAUGUAUUAAAAUCCUUCAGAACACAUGAAUUUUUCACAAAGUUGUUUGAUCACUGCACAGACAUCACUGACAAGUGCGGGUUUAAAACCGCCCAACUGCCAAGAAAUAGCCGAAUUCCACUAAAAAUUGGUGGAGGAAGUAAAACCCCAUUUGAAUCUGUAGAGCAGUACUACAAAGUAUCAAUCCUUUGGCCAGUUAUUGAUAUCCUAAUCGAGGAGAUAGAGGCUAGACUUCAAGAAAACAACCUAGAUGUACUUAACCACUUAAGUGGAGUUCUAGGUGGAACCGAUGUAGACACAGCCUCUGUGCAAUAUGUGUCUAAAUAUUA
Molecule: messenger RNA, 2304 nt
Organism: Daktulosphaira vitifoliae (grape phylloxera)
Lineage: Eukaryota; Metazoa; Arthropoda; Insecta; Hemiptera; Phylloxeridae
Product: zinc finger MYM-type protein 1-like
Exons: 2
Coding region: 275-907 (210 amino acids)
Source: RefSeq, a predicted model, not a curated record